This is a messenger RNA of Linum trigynum, 3498 nucleotides long. The record is from the annotation of a GenBank genome assembly. NCBI's taxonomy places the organism in Eukaryota, Viridiplantae, Streptophyta, Magnoliopsida, Malpighiales, Linaceae.
AUGGCAACUGCUGAAUCCUCUUCAGCUCUUGGGCCUGUGUAUGCUCCAGAUGACCCUACUCUACCUAAACCAUGGAUGGGAGUGAUUGAUAGAAGCACUAAUGUAAUGUACUACUGGAAUCCCGAGACCAAUGUCACACAGUAUGAGAAGCCAUCCUCUUUGCCUCCACCUUUGCCACCCGGCAUGCCUCCAACUGGUUCAACCCCUAAAUUGGCUCAGAUACCAGUGCCUCAUUCAGCACAACUUAAUGGGAUGGCAGGUCACGGUGCCCAGCAGGCUGUACAACCUUCUCAGCAGCAGGGACAACAGGUCGGUCAAUUGCAUCACCAGGCUCACUCCACGCAACCAGUAGUGCAACAACCACAAGGGCAGCAGAUCAAUGCCUAUUCUCAACAUCCUCAAGCAACACAACAGCAAGGACAACUCGUUCCGCAACAACAAGUUUCUAGCUAUCAUGGCGCACAAUCGGGGCAGGUUGCGCAACAACAAGGGCAGGGAAGUACUCAAAUGAUGCAGCAUCCCAGUCAGCAAAUGUUAUCGCAUAUGGGGCAGCAAAUGCCUCAACCUUCGGGCCAGCAGUUGUCACAGCAAUCAGGCCAACCUAUGCCGCAGCAUGCUGCUCAGCAAAUGCCCCAGCAGAUAGGCCAGCACAUGCUACAGCAUCAGAGCUCACAGAUGCAACAAUCACAAGGACAAUUUGGCUAUCAGAAAAUGCAGUACAUGCCAUAUCAACAAAGCAUGCCUCAACCUGCCCAGCAGUAUGCAAACCAACAUACAUCCUCAUUGCCAAGAACAGAGGAAGCUGACCACCAACACCAACAGGCUAGCCAGACUGGCUAUCCUACUACUCAGUAUCUUCCUACUGGCGGAUCGUCGGCUCAAAACUUGCCAGUUGGAAAUAAUUCACUCUCCAUGCCCCCUGGAGGUGCUCAAUUCAAUCGAGGUCAGCAAUUUGCUGGCCCUUCUGGACCUGAUUUAGCCUAUCCACCACCAACUCAAAGGCAGCAAAAUCACAUGGGCCCUCCUGGAACCCACAAUCAGCAACCUAACAUGCCUCAUGCAGGAUUGAAGAUGGGCUACGAGAAUAAUGCCCCUGGUAGGGCUGGCAAUGACUACUAUAUGAAUGCAAAAAUGGAGGGUACUAUGAUGAGUCCUCAUCAGCCGAACGGUGCUGGUAUGCCUAUGGCAAGGAAUCAACAGGAUGCUAGAAUGGCUGUUGCUCCAUUUCAAAGUGCUGGACCUGCUUAUUCAAGUGGAUUUAGUCCACCUGAGCAUACAAUGCACAACCUGUAUAAACAUGGAAAUAGUGCUGCACAGUUUCCUUCUGGUGGAAUGAUGAUGCCUCCUUUCAGUGGACCUGCAGACAUUACAAACUCCUCGCCUGCUGAUGCUUAUCGCCAAAAGCAUGAAGUCACAGCAAUGGGUGACAAUGUUCCCGCGCCUUUCAUGACAUUUGAUGACACUGGUUUCCCUCCUGAGAUAUUGAGAGACAUACAUUCUGCUGGCUUCAUGUGUCCUACCCCAAUCCAGGCACAAACAUGGCCAAUUGCACUGCAGAGUAGAGAUAUAGUUGCCAUUGCUAAGACAGGUUCUGGGAAAACGCUGGGGUACUUGAUCCCAGCCUUUGUCCUUCUAAGACAGCGUCAUAACAAUCCUCAGAAUGGUCCCACCGUGUUGGUUUUGGCGCCAACCAGAGAGCUCGCCACACAAAUUCAAGAGGAGGUGAACAAAUUUGGGCGAUCGUCUAGGGUCUCUUGCACGUGCUUGUAUGGUGGUGCACCAAAGGGACCUCAACUGAAUGAACUAGAUCGAGGAGCAGAUAUUGUUGUAGCAACUCCUGGCCGACUUAAUGAUAUCCUUGAAAUGAAAAAAAUCGACUUCCGUCAAGUUUCGCUCCUUGUUCUUGAUGAAGCAGACAGAAUGCUCGAUAUGGGUUUCGAACCUCAGGUACGUAAGAUUGUGAGUGAAAUGCCCCCAAGAAGGCAAACACUUAUGUACACUGCAACGUGGCCAAAAGAGGUGAGGAAAAUAGCAGGUGAUCUUCUUGUCAAUCCUGUUCAAGUCAACAUUGGCAAUGUUGAUGAACUUGCUGCUAACAAAUCCAUCACACAGAUUGUGGAGAUAGUCCCUCACAUGGAGAAAGAUAGGCGCCUAGACCAGAUCCUGAGAGCACAAGAGCGAGGAUCAAAGGUCAUUAUCUUCUGUUCCACUAAGAGAUUGUGUGACCAGCUUGCGCGAGGUAUUGGGCGCCAUUUCGGUGCCAAUGCAAUCCAUGGAGACAAGUCCCAAGGAGAAAGAGACUGGGUUUUAAACCAGUUCAGGAGUGGUAUGUCUCCUGUCUUGGUUGCCACUGAUGUUGCCGCCCGUGGUCUUGACAUCAAGGACAUUAGGGUCGUGAUCAACUAUGAUUUCCCUACUGGAAUCGAGGACUACGUUCAUCGAAUUGGCAGAACUGGAAGGGCAGGUGCUACUGGCGUGUCCUACACCUUCUUCUCCGAGCAAGACUGGAAGCACGCACCUGAUCUAAUUAAAGUCUUGGAGGGAGCCAACCAGCAGGUGCCCCCAGAAGUGCGGGACAUCGCUUCACGUGGUGGCCCUGGCUUCUCGAAAGACAGAGGUGGGAUGAACCGGUUCGAUCCUGCUCCAACUGGUGGUGGUGGAGGGCGUUGGGAUGCUGGAGGCCGUGGAGGUGGUGGGAUGAGGGAUGGUGGUGGGUAUGGUGGUCGUGGCGGUGGUGGAAUGAGGGAUGAAGGCUUUGGAGGUCGUAGUGGUGGUGGAAGGGAUGGUGGUCCUUUUGGUGGCCAACGAAAUGACAUGUUUCCCGGUCGUGGAAACAGAGGCCGAGGAGGAGGGUUCGGUGGUAGCCCCUCUGGCUGGGGCGGCAGAAACGAUCGUGGGCCCCCCGAUCGUUUCAACAAUAUGGACAACCGUGGACCCCCCGAUCGCUUCAACAGCAUGGACAACCGUGGACGUGGCGGUCGUGGUGGCAGUGGCAGGGGAGGAAGAUUUGAUGGGAGGAGGGAGAUGAGCAACAACCGGAGUACUAGGGGUAGAAGCCCCAGCCGCAGCCGUAGCAGAAGCCGAAGCUGGAGCCGGAGCAGAAGCAGAAGCCGGUCCAGAGAUAGGAGUCGAAGCUACAGCCGCAGUCGCAGCCCAAGACGUAGCCGUAGCUACAGCAGGAGCCCCCGCCGCAGUCGUAGCUUCAGCCGUAGCCCUGAUCAGAGUGGUGAAAGAUAUGUGAGGCGCGAGAGGCAGCGAGAGUCGUUGUUUGACGUGAAGGAGGUUCCAGCUGCUGAAGGUGUGGUGGCAGCUUCUGAAUCAAUCCUGCCAGUUGCAUCUCCGGGUCUAGAUGCUAAAUUGGCUGUUCCUGAAGCAGCAGAGCAGCAGCUGCCACUGGUGGAGGCUGCUCUGCCAGCUGCUGAGAAUGCCGGGAACGUGGUGCCUGUCGACGAUGGAGGAGGAGCUGCCGAUGGACUUGAACCAGCUUCCGACGAUUAG